AUGCCUCCUUAUAAUCUUCUUGUGAAUCAAGAAAAUUUGAUUCCUCAAUCUUUGUCUUUGAACAUUCUUUCGGUCUCUCAGAAUCCUUCGACUUCUUAUAUUCCUUCGGUUUCUCAUGAUCCUUCGACUUCUAAUAUUCCUUUGAUUUCAAAUAAUCCUUUGACUUCUCAGAUUUUUUCGACAACUCAUAUUCCUUCGAAUUCUCAUAUUCUUUUGACUUCUCAUGAUCCUUCGAAUACUAGGGUUUCAGCGAUUGGUCAUGUUCUCUUGACUGAGCAAAAUUCUAUUCAAGAAAAUAUGCAAACUUGUAAUUCUCUUGUGUCUAAUCCUAAAUCUGUGAAAUUAUCUUCUAUUCCGAAAUCUGAUUUAGCAAAGUCUUGA
Ilex paraguariensis (yerba mate) is the source of this 381-nucleotide messenger RNA. NCBI's taxonomy places the organism in Eukaryota, Viridiplantae, Streptophyta, Magnoliopsida, Aquifoliales, Aquifoliaceae. The record is from the annotation of a GenBank genome assembly.